Protopolystoma xenopodis is the source of this 306-nucleotide messenger RNA. The record is from the annotation of a GenBank genome assembly. NCBI's taxonomy places the organism in Eukaryota, Metazoa, Platyhelminthes, Monogenea, Polystomatidea, Polystomatidae.
AUGCUGCACUCACAGAAAGAGCAACGAAAAGUUGCUUUCCAGCAGAUGGUCGUACCGCAGCAUCGUCUUGUCCGAGUUGGUGGUCGAAGAGGGCUGGGCGGCUUCAGUGAUGAACAGUUGCAGACGGCUUUUGCCUUAAGACCGUCUACUUGGCAUGGGAACAGACUACUUUGUGCCGUGGUGAUGGCUUGGCUUCGUUGUGAUCAAAGGGCACACCUUGUCUGUGGACUAUACCGCUUUCUUUCACAGUGGGACUCACAUAAUGAGAAUUUCGCCGAUGGCAGCGAGAUAAUGGUGGAGUUCUGA